Protopolystoma xenopodis is the source of this 525-nucleotide messenger RNA. NCBI's taxonomy places the organism in Eukaryota, Metazoa, Platyhelminthes, Monogenea, Polystomatidea, Polystomatidae. The record is from the annotation of a GenBank genome assembly.
GUAGGACUUGGACGUCGAGUGCACCGACACGGUGGCCGCUUCGAUGGCGAUCACGGUGAGCCCGGCGACCAGGAAGAGGCUGGCAAAGGUCAAGAGGACGAUUCGCGAUGGCAACUGAGGCUUGGGUCGGCCCGACUCGAGGAAGGGCGCGUAGGUCGGCGGCGUCGCGACGGACUGCCCGUUGUUGUACGACGGAUUGGACGUCUUCUCGGGCAGUUCUUGGUCGACCAUAUUAUCCAUUCCGACCGGUCGACUGGCAACGCGGUUACGAAAUCGGCAACGAACUCACCGGCCGUCGGAAGAGAAAGUUGGAGUCCUGCUCUACGGCGGACUUGUCUCGCACUCGUACUCGCACUCGCACUCGCACUCGCACUCGGAUCGGGAGUCGGUAGGUCAGUCGACUUAGCCGAACGGCUGAGCAAGUGGGACUCGGGCGUCGGAAUCGGAGUCGGAGUCGGAAUCGGAACGUCUCGGGAUCGAGUUCGACUGAGGCCAGAGCUAGAGGCAGGCCCGGUUGACGAAUGA